Aspergillus brunneoviolaceus CBS 621.78 is the source of this 3851-nucleotide messenger RNA. Its product is annotated as acetyl-CoA synthetase-like protein. Gene Ontology annotation, biological process: fatty acid metabolic process. The record is from RefSeq and is a predicted model, not a curated record. Gene Ontology annotation, molecular function: medium-chain fatty acid-CoA ligase activity. The coding region runs from base 171 to 3851 and encodes 1226 amino acids. NCBI's taxonomy places the organism in Eukaryota, Fungi, Ascomycota, Eurotiomycetes, Eurotiales, Aspergillaceae. The transcript is spliced from 3 exons.
AGGGCUUUGACUUCGUGAACGGAUUAGACGUGCAGAGCUAUCUGACCUAUGGAAGUUAAUUGUGUGCCCGUCAACGCUGACUAUAAGUUGGCAUCACUUGGAGUGAGCACAAGAGUAUCCCUCCCCUGUGACUUACCCAAGACCAUCUUCUUUACCCAACGCAAGAAACCAUGAGCCUCCCGACACCACCAUCACCACUUCUCUCCGAUACCUAUGAUGCUACUCAAAAAGGUCCCACCAAGAGCCUGGGCGAGCUGUUCGCUGACAUCGCCCGCCAACUCCCCGACCACGAGGCAAUCGUCGCGCUCCAUGGGGUCGAUCGUUUGAAGAUUGGAGAUAGCGAGCCAGCGUCGAGCGUCAUCGGAGAGCAGCAGUAUCCUGUCCGGUGGACCUUUGCUCAAUUACACGAUGCGAGUUGUCGUCUGGCAACCAUCAUAUCUAAUAACGGCCUGCGCCCGGGCGACCGUGUGAUGACCUUCAUGUCCAACGAAGCUGAAUACGCGCUGCUCUUCUGGGCAACGAUAAAUUUGGGCUGUCAAUUCGUGCCGAUGGACCCGCGGGUACUCGAUCACAUCACCGACGAGUCGGUUCAACUCCUUGAGCGACUUGAUCCCGCGGCCAUCGUGGUGUCGAAUCAGACCAUGGCGAUACAGGUAGAUGAGGUGGUAAAGAAAACGGACAGCUGCCGUCAUCGUCGUUGCGGCGAUAGGCGGCGGGAAAUCAUCAAGUACAGCCUUGGGGAAUGCCAUGAGGCUACUACUGGGGACUGGAAAAUGUUGACAGCCGCAGAGCUGGAGGCAGCAGGCGGCUGCAGCAAAGCAUGUCCAACUUCUCGCCCCGUCAACGAGACAUGCCUCAUCCUCCUCACAAGCGGCACCGAAUCCCUGCCCAAAGUCUGCGCACAUACGUCAAUGACUGUUGGCGCGCCCGCCCUGACCCUCAUGGAACAAUGGAAGCUGCGGGCUGGGGAGGACGUCCUCUGCCAACAUCUCCCGAACUUUCAUAUCUUCAGUAUCUUGCUGCAGGUCAGCUUCUGGCUGGCAGGCGCGACAGUGCUGAUCCCGAGUGCGACGUUUGACGCGGCCAAGUCCCUUGACGCUUGCUUCUGGUGCCCUCGACGAGUCCAUGUUGCAUGCGUGCCUACAAUGCUUCGGGCGUUGGCUGCUGUCUCGGAAGGCGAAGCAGCGCCGCUGGCGGGAGCAGAGCGACGAUCACCAUAUUCAAUCAUUCUAGGCGGUGCCCCGAUAACCCAGGAUAGCUUGGAACUUGGCAAGGGGUUGGGUGCCCAGCACGUGGUUGCUGGGUACGGCACUACCGAGGGAGUGGGAGCACUCAUGAACACAAUGAGUGUUUCCACCAUCGUAGGGAGAAAACAAGGAAAAGCAACUGGAAAAAGUGAUGGUGAUGGUGAUGAUGUUUCCCUGGGCAAGGUUCAAUCGGGCGCCGGGAUCCGUGUUUGCGGUCAUCAGAGCCGAAUGCCCCUGCCACGUGGACAGGUCGGCGAAGUUCAUCAAGGCGGCCUCCCAUUGAUUGCUGGGUACCUGGACGCCACAUCCAGUGAGGCGAGUAGCUCCUUCUACGAGCGCAACGGAGUCACUUGGAUGGCGACAGGUGACCAGGGAUACAUGGACGCGGAAGGCAUUGCGGCCGCAUCAGUAGUCGGGGUGCCUGAUACCGUGGCCGGCGAAGUCCCUGUGGCUGUCAUUAUCCGAGAUAAUAACCAUCCCGAGUCCCAUAUGACUACGCAAGAGAUUCAAGAUGCGGUUUGCAGGAACCUAGGCAGGGCUUUCUCGCCAUAUCUGGUCCUAUCUUUGAACGAUAACCUAGGACAUGAUCGAUUCCCCACGACAAGGACCGGUAAAGUGCGAAAGGCUGAGCUCCGUGGAUGGGUGGAGGACUACCUAACGGAGUCUUCAAAGGAGCUCCAGGCAUCUCAAGGCCCUGAGUCCGGCACGGCGCUAGAGGAUCUCACUAGGUGUCUCGCGCGAAUCGCCGGAAUCAGUACGAACCAGAUUGACUGUGACAUCCCGAUUCGUGCCUAUGCGGAUAGUAUCAUGAUCAUGCAGUUCUUCCAUUUGGUGCAGCAGAAGGGUCUCGGUCGCCUCACGCAGCAGGACCUCGCCCAUCACAGCACCAUUCGUAAGCAGGUCAACCUGUUGCAGUCUUGCAAGUAUCAGACGAGUACCGGAAGCAUUUCGCCAGCUGGAAAUUCGGGCAAUAGCGGAUGGACACUGUCAUAUUAUGACCAAUGUCUUCAGCUGCCAGAUCUCGAAGAGAAGGUCCUCCAGAAACUGCAGCCUCUGGGGUUUGGCCCGAGGGAUGUCGAAAGCGUGAUUCCCACGACAGACUACCUACAGCGGUUCGCACGGGACCAGUCCCGGUCAAAUUCGUGGAGUAUGCGGGCGGCCUGGCUGGCGCAAGAUUCGUCACUCACCCCCAACGGAUUGGAAUCUAUCCUUGAACUCUGGAUCCAGCGACAUCCCUUGUUGCGAGCGACAUGCAUCACCUACGACGAAGAACGGGAAUUGUAUCUCGUGAUGCAUCCGAGUGAUCGAUGGUUGCGGCUGCAGAUCAGCCAUGAUGACCUAGUGGUGGAGAAUGCGCAAGCGCUGCAAGACUAUCGAAUGAAUGAUCCUGCCUUCGACUGGGUGAACGUAGCCACUGGACCGCCGUUCAAGGCGACAAUCCUAAAGACCCGGGAGGGCCUCGCCGGAGUUAUCAUGCACUUUCACCACGCUGUAUUCGACGGGUUCUAUCUGUUCUCGCUGGCCCGUGACUUGCAGGAGCUCCUCAGAAGUACAGAGAGUCGAGGUAGCUCUUCCAGCAUGAUCUCAACGGUCCCGUUCCCGACAUUUGCUCGCGCCUUUCAUGCAUACAGAAUGACCCCUGAAGCCCAAAGGUCAGUGGACUUCCACGUGAAGCGGCUUCAAGGUCUGGCCGCGACGCCGGACUCGUUGUGGCCCCCACAGAAAGCGCCAGGGUGGAUGAAAGGCGACUGGCAGGACUGGGCUGCAUCGUGUUCCGACAGCGGCAGCAACAAUUUGUUCGGUCCCCGCGAGGCCCUCGACGGAGACCAAGGCCGGGGCACUGAAGGAAUAACGCGAACCCUCCACCUCCCCGAGUUGUCUUUGAUGCGGAGGCAGUUUGGGUUCCCGGCCUCGACCAUCGCGAAGUGUGCGUGUGUGAUGAUGAACUGGCGGCUCACGGGGAGCGAAGAGGCCGUGUUCGCCGGAGUUGAUUCGGGACGGCACUGGCCCAUGGCUCUGGAACCAUCGUCGACAUCACCCUUAUCAUCGGAUGUUGGUGAUGCACUUCGAGUAGAUGGUCCCACGAUGACCUUCUACGUAAAUCGGAUCGGUCAAGCCCCCAACGAAACUGUGUAUCAGCUCCUGUCUCGUGUUCAAAGCGACCAGGAGGAGUUGUCGGCCCACGCGCACGCCCCGCUCAACGACAUCAAGGCCCGAUUGCGUGCGGCUGGCGCUUCUGGCGCCGACGACUUGAGGGUGGCUGACGACGUCCUGCAUCGCCAAUCUUUCAACUGGCUGCUGGAGCAGUACGAGUCUUCCGCCGAUGACAAAAGCGAUCGACUCCGGCUGAUGGAUAACAUCUCACGCACGGACCUGGGCUUCAUGUGGUAUCCGAGCUUGGGACCGGGAGAUGUUCUGUCGUUGAACGUGACGUGGGAUGAUGCGCAGUUGAGGAACCAGGAGGUCCUGGAUAUCACGACGGAGUAUAUGUGUGCGGCCGCCUGGAUUGCGGAUCCCGCCAAUGUCAAUCGAUUGGUUUCGGAGUGUCCUUUUGCAGGUGACUAUGCUAUCACUUACUGGGUUCCUGAGAGGAUCAGACGGUAA